This is a messenger RNA of Ictalurus punctatus (channel catfish), 5903 nucleotides long. RefSeq names its product Ras and Rab interactor 1b (gene rin1b). Gene Ontology annotation, biological process: vesicle-mediated transport. Gene Ontology annotation, molecular function: guanyl-nucleotide exchange factor activity; small GTPase binding. NCBI's taxonomy places the organism in Eukaryota, Metazoa, Chordata, Actinopteri, Siluriformes, Ictaluridae. The transcript is spliced from 11 exons. The record is from RefSeq and is a predicted model, not a curated record. Gene Ontology annotation, cellular component: endocytic vesicle; cytosol. Bases 774 to 2957 code for a protein of 727 amino acids.
CUAUAGGCUUAAUUGUGUUCUUAUUAAUUAGGCUAAUUAAUUAGUUGAUUGGUUAAUUAAUUAAUUAAUGUUCGUUUGUUUGUUUUAAUGCCCUUUAUUAGCCUACUUGGUGCUGUCCUUUUUCUGAUCUAAUUCUGGGACCUAGGCUAUUAAAUAAUCGCGCUGGUGGGCUGUGCUGUUUUCCUGUAUCAAUCGAUGACUGUAGGAUCAUGCACUCUCCAAUUACGCACUUGAGUUCCAGCGCGUGGGUGUUGGCUUUGUGUGGUCUUUUACAUACUUUCACAUCCCUACCCACAUCAGAGGCUGCAACUUUUGACCCAUACUUCGGAUAAGCAGCGAUGCUCCUGACCCUUCCGAGUCGCGGAAAACCAUAAUAAAUCUGACUGGUUUCAUUUCAGUCUGGGGGCUUAAAUCGUUGCUGCAUCUCCCGCGCAUGCGCACAGACACAGCCGGCGCCCGUGCCCGUUUCGACGUUGGGGAAAAAGUUGCGUGUGGACGUGCGUGUGCGCGCGCGUGUAUGCGUUUGUGUGUGUGUGUAUGUGUGUGCGUUUAAAAUGAGCGAGUAACAGGGAGAAGCGGGUGUGAGGAGUUCAGUGGGCGAAUCACCGACUGAAUCAUAUCAAGCAAGAUGAAUUCUGGGACUCGAGUCUUUCUAAUGACAUUAAAGAAGAAUAAGCAGGAGAUAUGAUCUGAUAGGCGGGCACGAGCUGCGCUGAGCCACUGAUGCCAUGCUGAACUUCAGAAGAGGAGCAGCUGAGAAAUAAAGGGAAAAGAUGGAUGACUGUCUUCAGAGGAGUCUGAGCGUUUUGGACCGCCUCCUCCUCACACACUCCAUCUGGCUCCAACUGUCAAUCAACCCUGACUCCGCCCUCUGCAUCCUGCAGAGAGAGAUAGCUGGGACUUUUCUGGUGUGUAAGUGUGCAGUCACUCAGAGGAAGGUGCUGUGUGUGAGGGUUCAGGAAAGCAAUGUGUGUGUUGCACAAUAUCCCAUCCGGGAGGAAGACUCCACAUUCUCUCUGGAGAGCUCAGCCCUGAGUUUUCCUGAUUUGUGCAGAUUAGUGGCCUUUUACUGCAUUAGCAGGGAUGUGUUGCCUUUCCCACUUGAGCUUCCUGAAGCUAUCGCACAGGCCACCAACCACACACAGCUAGAGAGCAUCUCACACCUUGGCUUGGAGUUCUGGAGUUCUCAGGCCUCCCCUGGCCCCCCCAACGGCCCUCCCACCAUGUCUGUGACCUGGACAUCCAGGCCACGAUCGCCGUGUUUCAUCAAUCCCCUCUUCCUGCAGCCUUCCCAGCCAAGUCGAGAGGCUUCACACAAACGCCACAGAUUGAAACGCAGUCUGCGUGUCCGCGUGUCCACCGAAUCGUCAUUCAGCCUGACCCCUGGAGACUCGGAGUGGAGCCAGGGCGACUCGGAUGUGCUGAGGAGUAACGAGAGGAUGGCACGGAGGGCAGGUGGCCUGAGCAUGCUUCGAAGAACUGCUGCUCUGGUACCUACGUCAGAAGAAGAGGAUGAGCAGAUGCUGGGAGAGGUGCCUCCAACAUCAGCCCCACAGCCGGAAAAAAACGAGCUUAAGGACCUACCACAGGAUGAGGGGCUCUGCUUGGCAUUGGAGCGACGACAUGCUCCUUCUCUCGCCGAACUGGACAGCAACAGUUCCUUCAGCAGCCUGGAAGAGGAAGAGUCGCAGCCGGACUCGGCGCUGCAGUGGCCUCCCCUCACGCGGGGCACCCGUUUCCCUGUCGCCAACCCUGCCUCCACCCUACGCCGCAUGAGUGCUGCAUUCGUGUGUGUUUUUGCUCCUGAGCGGCGUGUGGCCCGGCUGGUUGACGAGCUGUCCCGAGACAGGCGCUCUGCCUUUGGAUCGCUGAUCCAGGAUUUCUUACUAAAGCAGAAGGAAGAACUGAAGGUGCCGAGUUGGAGCUCAGCCGUGGAGCUGCUUCAGGGAUUGAGGAGGUUCCUUUCCCAGGCCAAGAGUCUGCUUCUGGAGGCUGGAGAACUGGAACCUCCCAUAGAGACCCUGGUGCCUGAGAAUGAGAAAGAGCUGGCUUUGGAGAAGGCUGUGUUUGGUUGUGUACUGAAACCACUGAAAGUUCAGCUGGGCCAGAUGCUGCUCACGCUCCACACACAGGAUGGCACUCUCCAGAGAUUCACUAACAGCCUGCAGGCCUGUCAGGAGGGGGCCCUACAGCGCCUGGGUGUACGCGUGGCGGUCCUGGAUGCUCAAGGUGUGGAGAGAGCAAAGAAAAAGCUCAAUCUAAUGCAGAGAAGCCACUCGCCCAUAGACAAAGUGCUGCUUCUGCUACAGGUGUGCAAGAGUGUGUACAAGGCCAUGGGAGCACAAUCUGAACAGGAAUUCAGCUCGGAGGAUUUCCUGCCUGCUCUGUCUUAUGUGGUGGUUCAGUGUAACAUCCCACAACUGCUGCUGGAGACGGAGUACAUGAUGGAGAUGCUGGAGUCGUCUUGGCUGUCAGGAGAGGGAGGGUACUACUUGACAAGCAUCUAUGCCAGCCUGUGCCUAAUCCAGAGCCAGCCUGGUACCCCGUGUCCUGGUGGUUUAACCAAUGAAGCCCAGGAGAAUCUGAGAGAAUGGAGCAAGAGACGAUCCCAGGAGGCCAAACUCCAUAAAGAGAGCCAGCAGAAUCAGAGGUUUGUACGUAUUCUUUUCCAGAACACUGAGUGUUGCGCAGCCCGUACUCUCCAAUGGAAAGCAGGCGAGAGCGUGGAGGUGUUAACCCGAACCUGCGCAGAGGUGUUUGCUAUAAACGAGCCACAGCAUUAUUGUCUGUUCUGGAGGAAUGCAGGGGAGAUGCAUCCUGUUCCUCUACAUACACAGCCUCACGAGCUGGGUGCCCCCACCCUAUCCUACCUCCGCAAAGAUCACGACUUCAGCAAGAUGCGCAGGCUGACCAGAGGUGGCGCUGUGGAUCUCGAGGAGUCUGCGUGUGAGGAGUAAGGACUUGACUGUACUUUGCUGGGCCUGUUUUCCACAGUGAUGUGGUAUGAGGACUAUGAAGCGAGUGCGUGUGCAUGAGUGUGUGUGUGUGUUUGUGUGAUCGUUUACUUCAGGCCUGGUAAGAACUGAUGAUCAGUUAGGUUCCACGUCAGUACGCCACUGAAGAAACGGAGAGCUCACGGCUGAAACGUGAAAGCUAGAUUAAUGCGGAACGAUACUUGGUAAUAAUGCUUAAAGCAAUAGUUGCCAGUGAAGGGAUCAAGAACUAGCCUACUUUUAAAUUACCUGCUACACAGAAUAUAAAUACUGUUCUAGUUGUCCUUAGAGUGGUUGCCAAGAUUCUCUGCUGAACUUCAAUACCAAAGUGUUGAACAUGAUUCCUUUAUACAGCAUCUUUUUUAACAGGUGGAUGAAUAAAUAAGUAUAUAUAUAUGUAUAUUAUGUACAUUUACAUGUACGCAUCUGAGAUGCCCCGAGUGUCAGUAUUCUAUAGAGUCAGUAAAAAAAAAAAUUAGGCUCUUUCAACUGUAUCGUAGUGCUUUAAUAUAUAUGUAGGAGAAAGCAAAGCAUUUCCGGUCUUGUAAAUAGUUAUAGUUAAAGUGUUUUGAGGUUGUCUUUGGUAUCUUUUUAAACAGUAAACUGGAAAACUGUACUGUAAUUUAUUUUUGAGCUCCUUUAUUUUGCUCAGUACUGACUGAAUGAAAUAAUGUCAGCCUUACAGACUUGGGUAAAUUUGGUAAAUUGCAUUGACUUAGUAAUUGUAUUUGAAUUGUGUAAAUAACCUCUAAGAUGAUCCUGCUGAAUUUUUUUUUUUGUCAUAGUGAAUGUUCCAGUCAUUCCUGCGAAGGUGUGGCUGGACUGUGCAGCUGUACCGUGUUGCAUUCGCUGAAUGUGCUUUAAUGGUAACACCCCAUGGUGCUUUGAAGUGAUCGCAUAAACAUGCUAAAUGGAUUGACUGGUUUUUCGCUGUGUGAACUGACCAUUUUAUCCUGUUUUACUGGAUCUCAUGCAAACGCUGAACUUUGUAACACUUUAUUGCCAUGAUGUAUUGUAUGAACUUAUUCUACUUGAGUGUUCAUUUUAAUUUUAGUGAGGAAAACUUCAACAGUCAGUGCAAAUGGACUUUCUGUUUGGAACGAUGUGUUAAUAAAUACGUGAUCUCUGCAUGCAGCCAGUUGUAAUGAGGUGCCGCCAACGUCGUAUGUGCAUGUUUGAAUUGCUAAAGUGGAAAUCUUAGCUUCCCCCUCCUCCUCAUUGCACUGGUAUGACUUUGUUGUAUUUUUCUUCAGUAACAAAUAACAUUAAAUCUUUGUGGAUGCUAAGAGUCAAAGCCCUGUUUUACUUUCUUUACUUCCAGACCACCUGGGUGGCUUGUGGAGAUGUAGAGGAGCUUAGUGCAGAUGUAUUGCAUACAGAGACUGACUCUGAUGUACUUUCAGUAGCUGUGGAUCAUUCUCUAAUCUUGAGUGCCACCAAUGAUGGUAGCCUGCUGGAGUGUAAUGCAGCAGCUGCACUGAACAUGCUACAGUUUGGUGUUAAUAAUGCUUUGGCAAAACUAAAGCUGGACACAGCUGAGCAAGUGUGUAGUCCAUGUCAUAGUACAUCUACCCAAGUGAGUGACUGGGCAUUAAUUAAUGUGCUCUUAAGAGCACACUGAAACCAUGACAUGAUAUAAGGCCAUGCAAACUGGCAGCAGUGGGAGCCCAAGGCUUGACGUCAAUGGCUCCAAUCAUGCCUCCACAAUAUGAUUCAAAUUAGUGAGUGGUGACACAGCCUAUAUGUGGACCUCUUAUGUCUGGUAUGGAUAUUGGCAACAGCAACCUUAAUACUAAAACUUCAGACCAUUUCAUUGUUGCCUGUCAGCCAUGUACAUUAAAUAGUAGUGACAAUAACGUGUGCGCAUGCCCUGAAGUGUUCAUCUAGUGGAUGUUUUCUCCUGUGAUGUAAACUCCCUGCAAAAAGGGUAAUCACAAUGCCAGAAGCCACCCAGUAGGGAGUGGUGGAACAUAUGGAAAAAUCCUGAAAGUUAAAAAAUAAUAAUAAUAAUAAACAAAAAAGUUGAAAAAAAAAAAAACCCCAGACUUGAUGUCAGCAUAUCAAUGUCUUUGAAAUGAAGACUGUGCCUAGUGCUGCAACAUUUUCAGGAACACCUGAGGGGGUUGCAUCAUAAAGGAGCUGCUUGUAAUUUUUAAAGCCUUCUGCUGAAAAGUCUUUCCCUUCCCACCAACCAACCCUUCCCACUCUGUUGAAAAUGCCUUAUAAGGUAUACAGAGAAUUAAGUGGCUCUGUUCAGGUUGAGUGCAGAACUAAUUUCUGGAAUGGAAAAUGUAUUCAACGUAUCAUUGAAAUUAUAAACAUGAAUAUAACUAGAGUUCUAACUUUAAAACAAGUAGCAUGAAGGAGUAAAAGAACAGAAAGUGAUUACAGGGAGGCAUAAAAUUAUAACUCAGCUAUCAGUUUCAACAAAAUGAUAUUGGACUCGUUUUUCUAUUCUUAAUUACAAAUACAAAGGGUUGUUGUUUUCUUUAAACAACUUAUGUGCCAAUGCAAUAUGAUUAGGCUAAUGUUACAUACAAUAUGACAAUAAAAGUGAGGUGUGGAAGUGCGGAGACAUCAUGGUCGCUUGGAGAUUAGAAAGUUCGGGUCGGUUUGGAUCAUUUCGUAGUCAGGAAAAGCUGCAUGGUUCACUAUAUUCGUACUUUCUUAGCUUUCGAUUAUAUAUGAGAAAGAAUUGGUGGAUUUGUGUGUCAGUAUAGUGCUUGUCCAUAAAUGUAUUUUUGUUUUCAUGCAAGUGCGGGUUCAUUUUGUUCCGCCGCCGAGCUUGUCGAGCACUUUCAGGCCUUUUUCCUCAUACUCGGCUCUCGACAACCAGAACGACUCUUUAUCUUUCAUGAUGUUGGCCAGCACGGCUCCACCCAUGAACACCAUGUGCUUACGGCGAGGGGG